AUGGAUUCACAAGGAUCCGCAGAACUGUCACAGCUACAACCCCAACAAGCGCCACCACCGCCAGGGAUGAUGGUGGGCCUACCGCCACCACAACACAGCUCUUACAUGCCCACCAUACCCACCACCACCACCAACACUAACCCCGUGAUCAAUCUCCAUUCCAACGCCACUACCACUACUAUGCAAAACCCUCAAUUCCCUUUUAAUUCUACGGUGACUUCUGCAUCGAAACCAUUGGAUUAUGGCGAUGGAUCGUCGCCCUCUUCUGGGUUCGGCGCUUCUGGGUUCAGCAUUGAGCCUGCCAGAAAGAAGAGAGGGCGACCCAGAAAGUACUCACCGGCCGGUGGUAAUAACAUUGAUCUGUCGUUGGUCCCUAAUCCGAUUACCCAAAUUUCUGCGGUGGGUUAUCCAGAUUCUAGUGGUGGGCCCACAUCUUCAGAACCUCCGACGAAGCGGAAUAGAGGGAGGCCGGCGGGUUCGGGGAAGAAACAACUUGAUGCUUUAGGAGCACCUGGAGUUGGGUUUACACCGCAUGUUAUCUUGGUCCAAGCAGGGGAGGAUAUAGCGUCAAAGAUAAUGGCCUUUUCACAGCAAGGACCACGCGCUGUUUGUAUUCUAUCCGCAAAUGGUGCAGUUUGCAAUGUCACUCUUCGUCAACCAGCAAUGUCUGGUGGCACUGUGACAUAUGAGGGGCGAUUUGAGAUUAUCUCUUUAACAGGCUCCUUCAUGCUAUCAGAAAGUAAUGGUAACCACAGCAGAACAGCUGUUCUCAGUGUGUCCUUGGCAGGGUCAGAUGGUCGAGUUUUGGGGGGUGGUGUUGCAGGAAUGCUGAUAGCAGCCACACCUGUACAGGUUGUUGUGGGUAGCUUCAUUGCAGACAGAAAAAAAUCAAAAUCAGGGCUGUCUCCAGCAACACUGUCCAACAUGUUGAAUUUUACUGCCCCAGUGGCAGGGACCAGCCCUUCAUCCCAAGGGGCCUCAAGCGAGUCAUCUGAUGAGAAUGGACAUAGUCCUCUUAAUCAUGGUUCAGGACCCUACAGUAAUGCUAGUCAACCCAUACAAAAUCCACCAGUGUAUACUCAUAUGGGCUGGUCAAACCCCACCAUGAACAUGACAGUGAAUCCAUCGGGCUAUUGA
Ilex paraguariensis (yerba mate) is the source of this 1137-nucleotide messenger RNA. Lineage: Eukaryota; Viridiplantae; Streptophyta; Magnoliopsida; Aquifoliales; Aquifoliaceae. The record is from the annotation of a GenBank genome assembly.